UGUAUUGGCCACACAGUGUCAAGAUGUUGUGUUUGCUCGUGUUGCUGGGCGCGGCUGCUACUGCCGCCGCUCAGACCUCGGGGUCUCGGGUCGUCACCACGCAUCACGGCCCGAUCCGGGGCUACAAGGACCCGGAUGGCUCCAUGUAUAGUUUCUACGAUGUACCCUAUGCGACUGUACCCACGGGAAGGGACAAAUUCAAGGCGCCUCUGUCUCCACCCACUUGGACACAACCAUUCGAAGCAGUUUUCCGAGGUGUCAUAUGCCCACAACUUAAUAUGUUAAUAACUGUAGCGCACAUUAUGCAAGAGGAUUGUCUGGUAGCAAAUAUAUUCGUUCCCGAUACUAACAUUACUAAUCUACCAGUCGCGGUCAAUGUCCAUGGCGGAGGUUAUGUUUUAGGAUCAGGAAGCACGAUACAAUUCACAAACUUUGUCAAAAACAAUAACAUGAUCUUGAUUACAUUUAACUACCGCCUUGGAGCGUACGGUUUCAUAUGUUUGGGCACUGAAAAUAUUCCUGGAAACGCAGGCUUGAAAGAUCAAGCAGCUUUACUGCGAUGGGUUAACCAAAACAUUGCACAAUUCGGAGGCAACCCUAAUGACGUGACUGUAAUGGGAUGCAGCGCUGGCGGGAUCUCUGCUGAUUUAUUAACGAUAUCGAACAUGACAAAUAGGCUCUUCCAUAAGGCAAUACCAGAAAGCGGAUGCACUUACAGCGCCAUUGCAAUACAAUACGAUCCGAUACAGAAAGCAAGGGAUUAUGCUAGGCUUUUGAAUUACUCUAAUAUCGAUAGAAUAGAAGCCUUGGAAGAGUUUUAUUUGACGGUUCCGGCCGCAAAGUUGACAACGCGAUCACUAAUUACCACAAACCAUCCAGAUUCUAGCCUCACCUUCACUGCAUGUCUAGAAAGAGAUGUUGGAGUAGAAAUGUUCCUACAAGAUGACCCCGCAGACAUACUGAAAAAUGGAGAUUUCCCUGCUAUGCCAUUGUUAUAUGGACUAGCCAAAGAGGAAGGUAUCUUCAGAAUACCAAACAUAUUAGCAGGAUGGCUGAACAAGAUGAAUGAACGUUUUUCAGAUUUUUUGCCAAAUGAUCUGGAAUUUAAGAGUCCCGAAGAAAAGGAAAGAGUGGCAAACACCGUGGGGGCUUUUUAUUUCGGAAAUAGACCUAUAGGCAUAUCGACAAUACCAGAGUACAUAGAUUUUUACACCGAUGUUGUGUUGGGGUAUAAAAUGAUGAAGGGUCUCACUUUACGACUUGGAGCUAAAGAUCAGCCGAUAUAUCUAUAUCAAUAUUCAUUUGUGGAUGAAAAUACUCGUCCGAUAUGGUUUACGAAUGUGACAGGGACGGACCAUUGCGAGCAACACAGUAUCAUGUCCGACCACGACACGACGGGCAAAACAGAGGCGUAUAUUAAAAUGCAAAAUAUGAUGCGGUCGCUCUGGACGAACUUUAUACUUACUGGAAAACCUGUCCCCGAUGGAUCCUCGCUGCCAACCUGGCCAGCAACGAACAUCACCAGGUCUCCCUACAUGGACCUAAGCCCUGUAGUCCGGUUGGAAAACUCCAUGUUCGGAGCCAGGUUUGAACUGUGGGAUGGAAUCUACGAGAAGCAUUAUAGAAAACCCAUUCGACUGAAUCCCAACAUGCCCGGUAGUGUUGCGGGCGUAGCGUCAAACAUUUAUGUAUUUAGCCUUGUAGUUUGUAGUUUAGCCUCUAGGUUAUUUUAUUGAACAAAUUAGAUAAUUUUAAUUUUGGAUCAAUGGCGAUGUUAUAUCUAUAUCCAGUACUGUAUGUAUAUGUACAUAUAUUAAUAUAUUAUAUAGAACGUGCACAACAUUAAGUAGCAGAAGAAAACCAACACAAGAGCCACAGUGUGGAUAAUAACGAAACAAUCCCGCCCUAUAAUUAAUUAUAUACUAAUUUCUAAUAAGACAAAAAAUAUAAAAUAUCGAUUCCGGUCGAUCAUUAUUGCUAGGCAGCAUGAACAAAGUAUGUUUUUUUUUUUUUAAUGAAGCUAAUUAUUUGGAUGUUAGUUAACCGAAAUUAUGAGGUUAUGGUUCACUUAAUUUCAGAUCAGUUUGUAUUGAAUAUUAACUAUUAACUAUAAAACAUGUUUAAUUUCACAAAUUAUAUUAUGAGACAUUUCUAAAUGGUUUUCAAACACGUACGUAUGUAUGUUUUUUGUAUAACGAUUAUUAAUUUUAGUCGCUUUCCACAUCGCUGCGGUGUAUAAGUUGGCACUAUUCUUGAGAACGUAAUAAAAUUAUACAUCAA
Messenger RNA from Manduca sexta (tobacco hornworm), 2280 nucleotides. Its product is annotated as juvenile hormone esterase-like. The coding region runs from base 24 to 1736 and encodes 570 amino acids. The transcript has 4 exons. The record is from RefSeq and is a predicted model, not a curated record. NCBI's taxonomy places the organism in Eukaryota, Metazoa, Arthropoda, Insecta, Lepidoptera, Sphingidae.